Molecule: messenger RNA, 2419 nt
Organism: Helianthus annuus (common sunflower)
Lineage: Eukaryota; Viridiplantae; Streptophyta; Magnoliopsida; Asterales; Asteraceae
Product: probable LRR receptor-like serine/threonine-protein kinase At4g30520
Exons: 11
Coding region: 249-2135 (628 amino acids)
Biological process (GO): protein phosphorylation
Molecular function (GO): ATP binding; protein binding; protein kinase activity
Source: RefSeq, a predicted model, not a curated record
CACAAUAUCAUCCCCACCUGAUUCUCCCUCUCUCUCUCUCUCUUACUUUCUCUCUCUAUACAAAUAACAUUUGCAAUUGCAUAUGUUGUGACUUACCCAAAAUCACAGACCAAAUUGCCCCACAAUUCCCACACAAAAUCAAACCUUUUACUCAUAUAACUUCAUUUACUCCGUGUUAUUUCAUGUUAUUUCUUCACAUUUCUUCAAAAUUUAAUGGUGAAAACUGGCAUUGAAUAAUAAUAAUAAUAAUGAUGCUGCAAAGUUUCAGAAUAUUUGUCCUCUGUUUUCUUCCUCUGUUUUUCUCUGUUUCUCUGUCAUAUGAAGCUCGGAAUCCUGAAGUUGUGGCUUUGAUUUCUUUUAGAAAUGGUUUGAAUGAUCCUCAUGGAGCUUUUAGCAAUUGGGAUGAGGAUUCUGUUGAUCCUUGUAGCUGGGCUAUGAUUACUUGUUCUCCUGAUAAUCUUGUUACUGGCCUUGGAGCUCCAAGCCAGGGGUUAUCAGGAACAUUACCAGGGGUUAUUGCUAAUCUCACAAACCUUCGCCAAGUGUUGUUGCAGAAUAACAACAUCUCCGGCCGAAUUCCGGCCGGGAUAGGCCACCUUCCAAAGCUACAAACACUAGAUCUCUCAAACAACAAGCUAACUAGUCAUGUGCCUGAGUCACUUAGUCAUUUGAGCAACCUGCAAUACCUAAGGUUGAAUAACAACACCUUGUCUGGAGCCAUUCCUUUGUCUUUAGCCUCACUCCCUCAACUAGCACUCUUAGAUUUGUCAAACAACAAUCUCAGUGGUCCUCUUCCCAAGUUUUCAACAAGAACAUUCAAUAUUGUCGGUAAUCCUAUGAUUUGCGGGAGCCAUGCUAAUGAAGGUUGUUACGGGUCAACUUUACCCGAGCCUCUUUCUUUUAAUCUUAAUCCAUCAUCAGGAAAAAAUAAGUCGAAAAAAGUAGUGGUCGCUCUUGGAAUCAGUCUCGGUUGCCUUGUGCUUCUCCUCGCCUCACUUGGAGUUCUCUUGUGGAAACGAGGCCGAAACCAGAAGCAAAGCGUUCUUGAUAUUAAUGAUAUACCGGAAGAGGGUCUAAUGAACUUAGGCAACUUACGAAGCUUCACAUUCAAAGAACUCCAAUACGCAACCGACAAUUUCAACUCGAAAAACAUCCUCGGCGCCGGAGGAUUCGGUAACGUGUACAAAGGAAAACUAGGGGACGGGACAAUGAUCGCAGUCAAACGUUUAAAAGACGUCAACGGGACCGCCGGAGAAUCACAAUUCCGGACAGAAUUGGAGCUCAUUAGCCUCGCGGUUCACCGGAAUUUGCUCCGGUUGAUCGGGUACUGUGCCGCCCCUGUUGAAAGACUACUGGUUUACCCUUUCAUGGCUAAUGGCAGUGUAGCUUCAAGGCUUAGAGGUAAACCGCCGUUGGAUUGGAAUGCGCGAAAAAGAAUUGCAAUUGGAGCCGCGCGCGGUUUAUUAUAUCUACACGAGCAAUGUGACCCGAAAAUUAUCCACCGAGACGUGAAGGCGGCAAAUGUUCUGUUAGACGAGUUCAAUGAGGCGGUGGUGGGUGACUUUGGGCUGGCUAAACUUCUUGACCAUGCUGACUCGCAUGUCACUACUGAGGUUCGUGGUACCGUGGGCCACAUUGCACCGGAAUAUCUGUCUACUGGUCAAUCGUCAGAGAAGACUGAUGUUUUCGGUUUUGGGAUUUUGUUGUUGGAACUGAUAACGGGGAUGAGAGCGUUUGAGUUUGGGAAAACGGCUAAUCAGAAAGGCGCGAUGCUCGAAUGGGUGAAAAAAGCACACCAAGAGAAGAAGGUAGAACUUUUAACCGACAAGGAGCUCGGAACAAACUAUGAUCAGAUCGACGUGCGCGAAAUGCUACAAGUGGCGUUACUUUGUACGCAGUACACCCCGGCCCACAGACCACGGAUGUCGGAGGUGGUUAGGAUGCUAGAGGGGGACGGUCUAGCCGAAAAAUGGGCCGCGACGCAUAACAAUGUAAAUCCCAACACCAUGAGAAAAAAUGGGAUGGUCCAAAAACUUGAUGACAAUGAUGAUGACUAUACAUCAAGCAUGCUUGGAGUGAUGUUGAUGGAUGAUGACCAUGAUCCCCAUGCCAUGGAACUCUCGGGUCCAAGAUGAUUAUCAAAUGUUACAUACCCAAAUAGGAAUCUUGAGAAAAAAAAGUGUUUUGUUUGGUUAUUUUUUAGUGUUUAAAGGGUUAUGGAAAAAAAUUGGAUGUAUAUUUGGUAAAUAGGUUUGAUUUUUUUUUUAAUUUUAUUAUGUCUAGAUGUUAGGGUCUAAUUUAUUUUUCAAAAUAUUACGUGUAGGAAAAGUUACUAGUGAAGUUUGUUCAUUUAAAGUUCUAGUAGCAUAGCAUAGAAUGCAUAUCUUUUGGAUUGUAAUGUGAAACUUUCGUUGAACCA